UGUGGGAAAGCGAAGUGGGGGAGAGAGAGAGAGAGAGAGUUGGCCGUGCCUUGAAGUCUCAUCAUCGUGCAUGCAUUUCGUGCGCUUUGCUUUGCAUGCACACACGCCUCCUCCUCCUCCUCCUCCGGCAAGACCUCGACUCGCCGGUUCAGCUCUCUGGUCGCCGAAAUCUGAAACCUCUGAUCUAGAAACCUCUCCGGCUCGAUUCCCGCAAAUUUCCCGAUCGGAGCUCCACAGGUCGGGGACUGAUCAAAAAAAGCAGACUCUUAGAUGAACGAUGGCCCUCCGUCUCUUUGUCUCAAAUCGUAUACGAUAGUGAAGUAGUUUUGCUACGUUUACAGAGAUAUGCAGCAUAUUAAGGCUAGCUCUAUUUUAGUCUGUUUCUCUUCGCGUAAUCGACCACUUGUAUUGGUGAAAUCUUGGAAAAUGAGUAUUUAGGGAUUUUAGUUUUGGUCUUUUUCUCCGAUUGGAUUGAUUAUCGUGGAAUUGACUGAAUAGUUUUUGGGGAAAAUGUCGUCGAAGAUUUGCAUGAAUGUACUGUGCGAGGCCUCCACGUCGAUUCAAUGGGGAAAAGGGUGGGCUCUGCGAUCCGGCGAAUUCGCUCUUCUCUGUGAUAAGUGCAGGUCUGCGUAUGAGCAAUCGGUUUUCUGUGACGUGUUUCACUCAAAGGAAUCUGGUUGGAGGGAGUGCGCUUUAUGUGGCAAGCGUCUCCAUUGUGGGUGCAUCGCUUCCAGUUCUCUUCUUGAGCUGCUUGAUUGUGGUGGCGUAAGCUGUAUAAACUGUACGAAGAAUUCAGGAAUUGUCCCUAUUUCAAGCAAUGAAAAGCCUAAUGGAUCUGGCACACCCAAAGCUGAUAAUGUCAAUGGACUGCGUUCCACUUCUGUGGACGACCAACUGGAUGGAAGUAGUAUUGAUAAAAUGAAGCUUAUGCAAUUGAGCAAUAAUACAGAGGGUAAUGGGCUCAGGCACUUGCUUCAAUCUCAGAAUGCUGACACAAAUGGGUCAUUUGGGAAAUUGAAACAGGAGGAAGUUUUGCCUUCCGUUGGAGAAAUUGGAAGCACAUUCUCAAAUUUUAGUCACGCAUGCAAUGGAUCGUCCAAUACCACCAAAUCAGACAUGUAUAACACAAAUAUGGGAACAAAAGAUGUAUAUGAAUCACUGCCACAUACAAAUUUGAGUAUGACUCUGGGUACUCCAGGAAAUUCAAAUUCCCUUCCUAGUGCUGUUGUCGAUGAAAGGGAAAGUAGCAAGAUGUCCUCUUCAUUCCUACAGGGGCCCAGGUCUCGCCAUCUUUUGCCAAAACCCCCAAGGUCAGCCCUUGCAGGAGGUUUGGAGGCAAAUGCUGGCGCGGUUUCUCAGAUACGUGUUGCAAGGCCACCUGCUGAAGGACGGGGAAGGAAUCAGUUGCUUCCUCGCUAUUGGCCAAGGAUUACAGACCAAGAGUUACAGCAAAUAUCUGGAGAUUCGAAUUCCACAAUUGUGCCAUUGUUUGAAAAGAUGCUGAGUGCCAGUGAUGCAGGUCGAAUUGGUCGUUUGGUUCUCCCAAAAGCCUGUGCAGAAGCAUAUUUUCCUCCUAUCUCUCAACCAGAGGGCCUUCCUCUUAGGAUUCAAGAUGUGAAGGGAAAAGAAUGGGUGUUUCAGUUCAGAUUUUGGCCUAAUAAUAACAGCAGAAUGUAUGUUUUGGAGGGGGUAACGCCCUGCAUACAGUCAAUGCAGUUGCAAGCUGGAGAUACAGUAACUUUUAGCCGUAUGGAUCCUGAAGGAAAACUUAUUAUGGGCUUCCGGAAAGCUUCAAGCUCUGUUGCAAUUCAGGACAACUAUCCAUCUGUCAUUCCAAAUGGCGCUCAUUCAAGUGAAACAUUGUUUUCGGGUGUUUUUGAGAACCUACCUAUAAUAAGUGGUUACUCUGGCCUUCUUCAGUCAGCUAAGGGAAGCACGGAUCCCCACUUAAAUGCACUGUCCAAACACUUGAGUUCAACAGCUGGUGAUGUUAGCUGGCACAAGUCUGAGAAGCAUGAAGAUAGGACAAGGGAGGGCUUUCUGCUGCCUUCAGUAUUAGCGCCAGAAAGAAAAAGGGCACGAAAUAUUGGGUCCAAAAGUAAGAGGUUGCUCAUUGAUAGCCAAGAUGCUCUGGAGCUGAAACUUACGUGGGAAGAGGCACAGGAUUUGCUCUAUCCACCUCCCACUCUUAAGCCAAGCAUUGUGAUGAUUGAGGACCACGAAUUUGAGGAGUAUGAUGAACCUCCAGUUUUCGGAAAAAGAAGUAUUUUCGUUGCCCGUUCAACUGGGGGACAAGAGCAAUGGGCUCAGUGUGAUAGUUGCUCCAAAUGGCGAAGGUUGCCAGUUGAUGUACUUCUUCCUCCUAAGUGGACAUGUGCAGACAAUAAUUGGGACCAAAGCAGGUGUUCAUGUUCUGCACCAGAUGAAUUGAACCCCAGGGAACUGGAACAUCUUCUCAGACUGAACAAAGAAUUCAAGAAAAGGAGAAUAGUAACAAGCCAUAGGCCAAACCAGGGGCAUGAAUCUUCUGGCCUGGAUGCUUUGGCUAAUGCUGCCAUUCUAGGAGACGGUGCCAGUGACCCAAGCACUCCAUCAGUUGCUACCACAACGAAACACCCCAGACAUCGUCCUGGCUGCACCUGCAUUGUGUGCAUCCAGCCCCCUAGUGGGAAGGGCAAGCACAAGCCUACAUGUACAUGCAAUGUGUGCAUGACAGUUAAACGCCGCUUUAAAACCCUAAUGAUGCGCAAAAAAAAACGUCAAUCAGAGCGGGAAGCAGAGAUCGCCCAGAGAAAUCAGCAUACAUGGGGCUCUAGGGAUGAAGCAGAAGUAGACAGCAAUUCUAGGCAUGCAUCAUCGCACAUUGAUCCUUCAGAGAAUGAAACUAGGUCAGGAAAUGAGUUAGAAUCCAAGAGCCCAAGCAAAUUGGCUGAAACUGGCAAGGGACAAUUAGACUUGAAUUGCCAUCCUCAACGCGAGGAAGAACUGCAAAUGGGAUCAAAACGUGUGAGCAUGAUAGGUCUUCUUGAAAUAGCAAGCCUUCCCCUGGAGACAUAUCUGAAGCAGAAUGGUCUUACAAGCUUGAUCACUGAGCAACAAGCAAGUUCAGCAUCACAUGUUCCGCCACAACCCACAAAUGAGAAUGAGGGACAAUUUAAUGAUUGCUGUUUAUCUGCUGUUCAAGAGCGAGAAGGUGGGGGCGAAGAGUACUGUGGACCAGAUCAAAGCCAAACUGAUGCGCAAUCAUGAAGUUUCAAGUAGUGCUAUACCUCAUACUUUUAUGGCAUUUUUAUUUCACUUUGUUGAUGUGGCAUUGCUAAUUAGUCAUUGGAUCAGUUCUUUUUUCACAAAAAUAACAAAUAAAUUCAAGGACUGAUUGGCAGCCACAUCAGCAAAGUGUGAUAAAUGUGUGGUAUAUAGCAUUUCUCUGAAGCUUCCGUUUCUUUUCGAACCUUUUAUUUUUGUUGCUUGCCUGUCGGAUACUCAGUAAUUUAUAGCUCUUCCUCCGGUUUGCAAUAUGUUUCUUUUGUUCAGUGGGUGGAUGUGCAUUUUCUUUUCUUAUAUAAUUUGUAAUAUAUACACAUAAUUCUUUUAAAAAAUUUUGAUGAGUUGUAUACAGAGGCUUUCUCGUA
Molecule: messenger RNA, 3632 nt
Organism: Corylus avellana
Lineage: Eukaryota; Viridiplantae; Streptophyta; Magnoliopsida; Fagales; Betulaceae
Product: HSI2-like 1
Molecular function (GO): zinc ion binding; DNA binding
Source: RefSeq, a predicted model, not a curated record